CUCUUCCUACAAUCUGCCUUCUCUUUUUCUCUGCGAUAGCACGAGUGAGCCUUAACCAGUAUACCCCCAACAGAGGGCCCAAAACAGACGAGCAAAACGAAGAUAAUGGGGAAAAGCAAAUAGCUAGUGCUAGUAGUAGCAGUGGCAGCAGCCAUUGUUCAUGCCAGCCUGCUUUGCAAACAAAGAGAUCCCAGUCCCUGCCUCCCGUAAAGCCUUCCGUCUCCUCCUCCAGUUUGGUAGCUCAGACUGUCCGUUUCUCUAUUAUUUUUACUCCCCAUUUUGGGGAAAAGGAGCAGGAAGGAGGAUGUGCAAGGGGGGUGGGGGAGAGGAAACACCAUACAGAUACAUGCAUUUUUAAUUUGAAGUAGAAGCCCAGGACUUCUUUUGUAAGGCUGUUCCUCCAAGUCUUUCAAGCUGUACUCACCAAAGGAGCCCCCCAACGGCAACGCCUUCCCACCUUUCCACCCAGGGAGCAUGCUGGACAGAGACGUGGGGCCCACCCCAAUGUAUCCUCCACCGUACCUGGAACCAGGAGUAGGUAGGCACACACCAUAUGGGAAUCAGACCGACUACAGAAUAUUUGAGCUGAACAAACGGCUACAGAAUUGGACAGAGGAAUGUGACAACCUUUGGUGGGACGCUUUCACUACCGAAUUCUUUGAAGAUGACGCCAUGCUUACUAUUACUUUCUGCUUGGAAGAUGGACCAAAGAGAUACACAAUUGGGAGGACGUUGAUUCCUCGGUAUUUCCGCAGUAUCUUUGAGGGAGGAGCUACAGAACUGUACUACAUCUUGAAACACCCCAAGGAGUCAUUUCACAAUAACUUUGUUUCUCUGGACUGCGACCAGUGCACCAUGGUCACUCAGCAUGGAAAACCCAUGUUCACUCAGGUGUGUGUGGAAGGAAGGUUGUAUUUGGAGUUCAUGUUUGAUGACAUGAUGAGGAUAAAGACGUGGCAUUUCAGUGUUCGGCAACACAGAGAGCUUAUCCCACGCAGUAUCCUGGCCAUGCAUGCUCAAGACCCCCAAAUGUUGGACCAGUUGUCUAAAAAUAUCACACGAUGUGGUCUAUCUAACUCCACCCUCAACUACCUCCGACUUUGUGUAAUCCUAGAACCAAUGCAGGAACUCAUGUCCCGCCACAAAACCUACAGCCUAAGCCCCCGUGACUGCCUCAAGACGUGCUUGUUUCAAAAAUGGCAGCGGAUGGUUGCUCCUCCUGCCGAACCAGCCCGCCAGCAGCAAAGCAAACGCCGAAAAAGGAAGAUGUCUGGAGGAAGCACCAUGAGCUCUGGAGGGGGAUCAGGUAACAACAGCAACAGUAAAAAGAAGAGCCCAGCAAGCAGCUUUGCCCUGUCCAGUCAGGUACCUGAUGUGAUGGUGGUGGGAGAGCCAACAUUGAUGGGCGGUGAAUUUGGGGAUGAGGAUGAACGGCUUAUUACCCGCCUCGAGAACACACAGUUUGAUGCAGCAAAUGGCAUGGAUGAUGAGGACAGCUUCAACAACUCGCCAGCCCUCGGCACCAACAGCCCCUGGAACAGCAAACCCCCAUCCAGCCAAGAGAGUAAAUCAGAGAAUCCCACAUCACAAGCAUCGCAGUAAUAAAAAGAGGAAGAAAUGAAUGAUUAAAAGGAGAGUGGGGACAAAUGGUUUGAGUGGGAGGGAUUGGGAGGGAAUGGGAUUAUCAGGACUGAGUGAAAAUGGUCAACUUGUAAAUUCUGAAAACAUACAAGUAUGUGGAUACCUGUGGUACUGGGGGACAGUACAGUAGACUUCUUGUCUGUUUAUUUUUGAGAAAUGCCCCAGAUUCUGCACUGAUGUCCUUGGUGGUCGAGAGGAGUCCUUGAUCACUGCCUUAGAUUAGUAUUUUCUUCUGUCAUUCCAAUUUUGGCUCUUUGUCACUGGACAGAGUGGUUUGGAUACAUACCUAAUUGUACACAUUCUGACAGUGUCCUUUCAGUUUGUUCCCCUCCAAGGUGUAUGUAUUGCAGAAACAUCCAGAUGUUUAUUUCCCCCUCUCUCUUUUUUCCCCAUUCCUUUCCAUGUUUAGUAAUUGCCCAUCACUGAAGAGGUACACAAUUGAAAAGUAUACAUAAAAUGUUCCCUUCAAAAGGGGUAAUUUUUUAAGGAUUUAUGUACAUAUUUUGGGAGGGGAUAUAUAUACAUUUUAGUUAUCCUGAUCAAGACAAAUCGUUACUAGUAAGGUACGAGUAUUUUAAAUUAUGGCCUGCCUUUGUAAUGUUUAGAAAGAACCAGUUUUUGACAAACGUUGAAGAAGCAUAUACAUUGAAAGCUUACCUUGGGGUGGGAACCUCAUUUUACUGUCUACCCUUUUAUCUCAGGUUGGUUGACCUGAACCUGUUACAGGUAUCCAUGGAGAACAGUGUUGUCAGUAUGUGCAUUUCUGCUCACACUAUUGUAUGCUGUCGCUUCUAACAAUUCAAACUAAGACUUGCAUUACUUUGACCUAGUAAUUUCAUAUGCUGUUUGCAUGUCAGUUGAUUAGAUGAGAACAGAGCAAGUUAUUAAACUGCCUUGAGGUUUUGUGGGUGCACUGUAGUGUUUGAGCUGGGAUCAGGUGGUGAGCGCACUACUGGUGAUAUGAAACCAGGGUGUUAGGUACUGUAAAUGGUGUUAACAAGCUUAACGUACAAUUUAAUUAUAAUCUUAGGGAAGACAUUUUCUCUUAUUGUUUAACAGGUGAAAUGGAACUAUGUAUAGUGCAAACACAACUCCUUAGAUUCCCCCCACAAGGAAAGCAGAAGAGAGAGAUUGAGCUGAAGGGGGCAAAUUUGCAGGUUCUGCUGUUUUGCUUUUGAAAAUGGAGUAGCUACAUACAGUGAAAGCAGUCCACAUUAAGAUGGUGGCCUGUUGACUCAAAGUGUUCCAAUAUCGCUGCUUGUGAUGAAUGGCCAACUACAGGGCUGAUUCCCAGUACCCCAGAAUCAAGAAGGUAGGGUGAAAUAGGAGAAGCAAUGUGAUGUCCUGAUUUUGUAAUGGAGUGUACAUCUUUAAGAAUCUCGUUUUUUACAUUACAGAAAGCUUCAGACCAAGGAAUGACUUUGCAAGUCCCUUUUUAACCCCCUAAAAAAGACCUUUUUAGUGUUUUUAUUUUUUAAUGUAAGCUCACGUGGCAUUUUCCCCUCUCCCUGUUUCAAAGUCUCUUUCUUGCAAAUUUGUGUAUUUGUGCCUGUAUAUUUAAGCUAGUAGCAGCGAAUAUGUAUUACUGUUUAAAUGUAUUGUUAGAGUGACUGCCUCCUUUGAUGUCAAAUGAAAAAAAUAAUAAAGAAAAUAAAUUGUUGUCA
Messenger RNA from Protopterus annectens (West African lungfish), 3305 nucleotides. It is a transcript of the gene LDB1, whose product is annotated as LIM domain binding 1. Lineage: Eukaryota; Metazoa; Chordata; Ceratodontiformes; Protopteridae. Gene Ontology annotation, biological process: nervous system development; positive regulation of transcription by RNA polymerase II; negative regulation of transcription by RNA polymerase II. The transcript has 11 exons. The record is from RefSeq and is a predicted model, not a curated record. Gene Ontology annotation, cellular component: nucleus; transcription regulator complex. Gene Ontology annotation, molecular function: LIM domain binding. Bases 475 to 1602 code for a protein of 375 amino acids.